AUGGCCGACGCGGAUGUGGCUGAUGCCGAGAAGAAAGAGUUGUUCCUGGACGUUCCAAAUGGCGGUCCAGCCUCGUUGAGCCCAGUUUCAACGAACCAGUCUCAACCGCGAGGUCGAAACCGGAGUCGGAGCCGGCCUCGUGCGAGCCUCCAUUCUACUCGAUCAUAUGUGGACGGCCACAGCACUUACUUUGCGGAGCCACAGGUCGAAACAGCUCCCGGAGACCAGCAUGGGGAUGUCGAGCAGUCACCCGAGAAGAGCUUCGAAGUAGGGUGGGAUGGACCAGACGAUCCCAUGAAUCCGAAGAACAUGAAGCCGAUGAGGAAGUGGCUUGUAGUCGUCACAUUGGCAUUCGGUUCCUUAUGCGUGACUUGUACAUCUUCGUUGUACACAAUCACCUAUGAACAAAUGGACGCCGAGUUCGGCAACUCGAGGAUAGUCGCAACCCUUGGACUGUCUCUUUUCGUCUUUGGCCUGGGCCUGUCCCCAAUGAUACUCGGACCUCUGAGUGAAUUUUUCGGUCGCAGACCCAUUUACAUUUUUGGUUACAUCUUUUUUACCAUCUGGCUGUUCCCAUGCGCCUUCGCCCAGAACAUUCAGACAGUAUUGAUAGCGCGAUUUCUUGAUGGCUUUUCCGGAAGCGCCUUCUUGUCGGUUGCUGGUGGUACCGUUGGAGACAUGUUCAACCGAGAUCAGCUGCAAGCACCGAUGAUGAUAUACACCGCUUCACCGUUCAUUGGCCCUGGGCUUGGGCCCAUCAUCGGCGGAUUCAUCAACUACAACACCUCUUGGCGGUGGUCAUAUUACGUCCUUUUGAUCUGGUCGGGAGUCAUGUUGCUUGUCAUCACCUUGUUCGUCCCGGAGACGUAUAUGCCCGUGGUCUUGAGGAAGAAGGCGCAGAUCAAGCGGAAGGAGACAGGUGACGAUCGGUGGAAAGCUCCGAUUGAGAUCCACGAGAAAUCAAUCUUCUGGACGGUCGUCAGGUCUCUGUACCGGCCCUUCAUGCUGCUGUUCUUGGAACCCAUGUGCUUUAACCUGUGUCUAUUCUCCGCGAUUCUGCUGGGCAUUCUGUACCUGUUCUUCGGCGCGUUCAACCUGGUCUUUACCGAGGUUUACAACUUCAAGGUCUGGCAGAUCGGCCUCUCGUUUCUUGGUCUCCUCAUCGGCAUGAUUUUGGCAAUAUUGUCCGACCCGAUCUGGCACAAAAAUUACAUGCGACUGCUCGACAAGCACGAAGCGAAGACUGGUGAACGGAAAUCGGAGCCCGAAUAUCGAUUACCGCCUUCAGUUUUCGGUGGCUGGUUCGCUGUGGUCGGACUCUUUUGGUUUGCGUGGACUAUAUACCCGAGCAUUCACCCGAUUGUGCCCAUCAUCGGUAGUGGUUUCUUUGGAUUCGGCAUCAUCCUUGUGUUUACAGGAGUGUUCACUUUCCUGGUGGAAGCGUAUCCCCUUUAUGCAGCCAGCGCAUUGUCGGCUAACUCGUUUGCGCGAAGCUCCUUUGCUGGGGCAUUUCCGCUCUUUGGCGUUCAGAUGUACAACAAACUCGGCUUCCAUUGGGCCACGUCAUUCCUGGCAUUUCUUUGCUUGGUCAUGGCUCCCUUCCCGUAUCUGUUCUUCAUAUAUGGGAAAAGGUUGCGUCGGAAGAGCAGAUUCAGCAACCUAUCUUGA
This is a messenger RNA of Cladophialophora yegresii CBS 114405, 1668 nucleotides long. RefSeq lists its product as uncharacterized. Gene Ontology annotation, biological process: transmembrane transport. The record is from RefSeq and is a predicted model, not a curated record. Gene Ontology annotation, molecular function: transmembrane transporter activity. Gene Ontology annotation, cellular component: membrane. The transcript is spliced from 2 exons. NCBI's taxonomy places the organism in Eukaryota, Fungi, Ascomycota, Eurotiomycetes, Chaetothyriales, Herpotrichiellaceae. Bases 1 to 1668 code for a protein of 555 amino acids.